UUGCUGUUCUUCUUCGUUGGUGCCCUGCAGAGGAAGUGUCCUCCAUGGUGUCAUUGUAGGGUUGUCGAGGUUGAAUUUAUAAAAAUCCACAAAAAUGACUGGCUACACACCAGACGAGAAGCUCCGUUUCGAGCAGAUAGUGAAGCUGCGGAGGCAGUGGCUGAAGGACCAGGAGCUCAGUCCGAGGGAGCCUGUGGUGACGCCGAAACCUUCCGGUCCGGUUGCUAAGUUUUGGGCUAAUUUUCUGGAGCCAAAGACCCUCUGGAGGCUUUACACCUACAAAGUAUACCAAGGUGGAGUUUUCACAUUAACAAGACUGCUGAUUCCUGCUUGGGUUGUCCACUAUUAUGUGAAAUACCAUGUUGCUAAAAAACCCUACAGCAUUGUGGAACUAAAACCCAGACUGUUUCCUGGUGACACCAUUCUGGAGACCGGGGAAGUUGUUCCAGAUCUCCCUGAGACUCAUGGCCAUCAUUAAAGUCAAAACUAUUUCAGUUAUUGUCUUUGACUUCUGUUGUAAAAAUUAUGUAAAUUCCCUUACAGUAUCAUUAAAGGAUGAACAUUUGACACCA
Messenger RNA from Oryzias melastigma (Indian medaka), 572 nucleotides. RefSeq names its product NADH:ubiquinone oxidoreductase subunit B (gene ndufb6). NCBI's taxonomy places the organism in Eukaryota, Metazoa, Chordata, Actinopteri, Beloniformes, Adrianichthyidae. Gene Ontology annotation, biological process: mitochondrial ATP synthesis coupled electron transport; mitochondrial electron transport, NADH to ubiquinone. The record is from RefSeq and is a predicted model, not a curated record. The transcript has 4 exons. Bases 95 to 478 code for a protein of 127 amino acids.